AUGUACGAGGGUGUUGUUCAAUCUUCUGCAAAUUCUGGGUUUUGUUUUCCUGAUUUUGUUGUUGGUUCAUCAACAGCAUCAUCAUCUUCUUCAUCAGUAAACCCUUUUGAUCAUUCACGUUUUUCAACGCCAAAACCCCAUUUUGUAGAUCAAUUUUAUGUGGGUCAUAAUAUACCAGAUUCUUCUUACUAUAGAAGGGUUAACAAUGGUGGUGUUGUUGGUGGUGGGGUAAUGGUGGAUGAGCUUGGUUUAACAGCAGAUUUUCAGAAGUUAAGUAUUGGAAAUUCUGAUGUUGUUGGACAAUUUCAUAGAGAUUCAGAUGUUUUUACGGGGAGUGAAUGUAAUAUUGGGGGGAUUAAGGGAGGGGGUAAUCUAGCCGAUUCGUUCGGGUCGAAUUCAGGUUAUGCUGCUAUGCAUGGUCAUCAUAACUAUUUGAUUAAUUUUCCUUUGGAAGGGAUGAGUCAGAUAGGAGAUGAGUGUUAUGGGAAUGGUGGUGUACCAUUACUUAGAGGAAAUAAGUAUUGUGAUCCAUUGCCUGUGUAUGGAAGUGGUGAUUUUCGAGGUAAUGUUUCGAUUCCGAGGGGAGGUGAAUGUAACAGUAAUGGAGGUGUGAUUCCAAGUGAAAAUGUAGGGUAUGGUAAUGGAAUGUUUGAGUCUGGAUAUGGCCCUCAUGUGAUGGAUGGCUGCAAGGAGAUGUUGAAUCCUUGGGGAAAUUCACAGAAUUUGUCUAUGUAUAAUAAGCCUGGUUUGAAUGAAGCUUUGUUAGAGCAAUAUGGACGGCAGUAUCCUGGCAAUGUGGGUAGCCUAAGUUCCGUCGAUCCCUCUCAGUUAAUGUAUUCUAAGCAGGGUUUAAGUAGGGGAAAUGUAUUUUAUAACUCAAUGAGGGAAAAGAUGAGGGCUGUUGAAGAAAGGGAGCGUCCUUUGCCUGUUACUUUGAUGAGAAGGACAAGGAAUCUCGAGUCCUAUGGUUCUGAAAGGACUUCGAUCUUACAAGAUAAGGGAUUUAAUGGAGCAAUUGGUAAGAAUUGUCAAUUAGGUGGUCGUACGAAGAAUCUGCUUAGUGGUAACACAGUGCAAAACAUUGGGGAGAGGAACUUUGAACUUAAUGUUCCAUUGCAGACUGAAAGAGCUUGUGAAAAUGGUAGCCAUGUGCUUAGCUUUGAUCCUUUGGUGCUGCAGGCUCUAUAUAAGUCAUUGGUUGAGGUUCGGGGUAGGAUUUAUCACAUGGCAAAAGAUCAACAUGGUUGUCGCUUCCUGCAGAAGAAGUUUGAUGAAGGGUCAUUUGAAGACGUGCAACUCAUUUUUAAUGAAAUUAUUGACCAUGUUGUUGAGCUGAUGAUGAAUUCCUUUGGAAAUUAUCUAAUCCAGAAAUUGUUGGAUGUCUGCAAUGAUGAACAAAGAAUGAGGAUUGUACAUGUGGUGACCAAAAACCGUGGAGAACUUGUCAAAAUUUCUUUGAAUACACAUGGUACACGAGUGGUGCAGAAAUUGAUCGAGAGCCUUAAAUCAAGGAAGCAGAUCUCAUUGGUUAUUCGAGCUCUUGAACCAGGAUUUAUUGAUCUUAUUAAGGAUCUUAAUGGGAAUCAUGUUGUCCAGCGUUGCUUGCAAUGCCUUAGCAGUGAUGAUAAUAAGUUCAUCUUUGAUGCGGCUGCAAAGUUCUCUGUUGAGAUUGCUACUCAUCGGCAUGGGUGUUGUGUUCUUCAACGUUGUAUUUCUCACUCCACUGGUGAACAUCGGCAGAAGUUGUUAGAACAAAUAUGUAGCAAUGGCCUUAUUCUUGCUCAAGAUCCUUUUGGAAACUAUGUUGUGCAGUACAUCCUCGAGCUAAAAAUUCCAUCUGCGGCAGCACAGCUGGUUUCUCAAUUAGAAGGGAACUUUGUGCAUCUCUCCAUGCAGAAAUUUAGCAGCCACGUGGUUGAAAAAUGCUUCAAGUUUUAUGAGGAAAGCCAUGCAAGGAUUGUGUAUGAAUUGCUAUCAGUUUCUCAUUUUGAGCAACUUGUGCAGGAUCCUUAUGCUAACUAUGUCAUUCAGUCAGCACUUGAAAACACCAAGGGUACUCUCUAUGAGUCAAUUGCUACAGCUGUUCGAUCUCACUCGAUGCUACGUACCAACCCAUACGGCAAGAAGAUUUUCAGCCGAGGGUUGCUGAAGAAGUGAGAUGAGAAGGAAGCUUUUUUGUGUGUUGUUUUCUGCAGUAAAGAAUGUUGUUUGUUACUUCUACAAUAACCAAACUUUGUGAGUCUUACUUACAUUAAUCCGCUUCGUGUUAGCUUUUUAGCUAGAGAAAUCUUAUAUGACCUCAUGGUCUCAUGGGCAUGUACAUCGUCGUUUUUGGAUCCCUGAUUCCCAUGAAGCUGUUCGGGUGUAAAGGAAUUUUUGCUGCUCUCAGACAGAAAGAUUUGAGGUGUAUAGAUCAGAGCUUACUUAGCUGCUGCUUUUCUUGUUGAUGACUUCAGGGCAGGCUGAAGUUUUAGUUACUAUUUUCUUUUACUCAUGAAACAAUGAACAAGUCUUUUUUAGGGUUGUAAAAAUGUGUGUUUUUGUGACAUUUUCAAGCUAAAAUUUAGUCUUUUUGACGUUGAACGUAGUGAUAUUAUAUGGUUUGCAUGGCCAACUUGAUACUGUAUAUUAUAUUAGGUACUUGAGGGCCAUAAUAUGGCGCUUAGUACGUUGAAUAUAAUGCUGUAAGUCCUGUAACCAUCAUUAUGGAUGGGCUCCAUUAACUACCCUUUUUUUUUUUUUUUUUAUUUUGGUUUUGUCAUUGUACGUCCCAAGUACGAGGUCAACCAUUUUCACAUUGAACUUAUUUUACAGUAUAUACUGCCUCAUUUCUUUAGACGAAUGGAGUAGAGGAGUCAUGUAGCUUUGGUAAAAUGAUAUGAGCACCGUUGAGCCGUCCACGGUCUAUCUUUGUGGUCGCGGGAUCUUACUACAUGAUUUUGUUAUUCAAGGCUAUCUUAUGAUAGAAAAUGGAUUUAUUAUGUAUUUAUGCUUCUUAUAAAGAGUUGUUCUCUAUAUA
Chenopodium quinoa (quinoa) is the source of this 3019-nucleotide messenger RNA. RefSeq lists its product as uncharacterized. NCBI's taxonomy places the organism in Eukaryota, Viridiplantae, Streptophyta, Magnoliopsida, Caryophyllales, Amaranthaceae. The record is from RefSeq and is a predicted model, not a curated record. The coding region runs from base 1 to 2157 and encodes 718 amino acids. Gene Ontology annotation, molecular function: mRNA binding. Gene Ontology annotation, biological process: post-transcriptional regulation of gene expression. The transcript has 6 exons. Gene Ontology annotation, cellular component: cytoplasm.